Molecule: messenger RNA, 2428 nt
Organism: Phyllostomus discolor (pale spear-nosed bat)
Lineage: Eukaryota; Metazoa; Chordata; Mammalia; Chiroptera; Phyllostomidae
Gene: LRRN1
Product: leucine rich repeat neuronal 1
Molecular function (GO): protein binding
Source: RefSeq, a predicted model, not a curated record
CGGGGAACGUGGCUGAAGGACGCCCGAGCACCCCCUGCCUCCUGCCAACUCCAGAAAACCAUCGCUUCGGACUCCGGAUUCUCCACACUGCCACUGAGGCUCCGCGUGGAUGUCCACCCUCCCUGCUGGCUCCCCCAGGCGUCGCCCUCCAGCGUCCACCUCCCGGUAAAGCGUGUGCGGGCCGGGGCUGAGCCGGCUCGGCGGGGCCGGCAUGGCCAGGAUGGGCCCGGUCGGCGCGGCCUGCCACUUGGUGCUGGGCUUGCUGGUGACUUCCUUGUCCGGGUCCUCCCUGCAAAGCAGCGAGUGCCCGCAGCUGUGCGUGUGCGAGAUCAGGCCCUGGUUCACGCCGCAGUCCACAUACCGGGAGGCCACGACCGUGGACUGCAACGACCUCCGGCUGACGCGCAUCCCCGGCAACCUGUCCAGCGACACGCAGGUGCUCCUGCUGCAGAGCAACAACAUCGCCAGGACGGCGGACGAGCUGCAGCAGCUGUGCAACCUGACCGAGCUGGACUUCUCCCAGAACAACUUCACCAGCAUCCGAGAGGUGGGGCUGGCCAACCUGAGCCAGCUCACCACCCUGCACCUGGAGGAGAACCAGAUCGCGGAGAUGACUGACUACUGCCUGCAGGACCUGGGCAGCCUGCAGGAGCUGUACAUCAACCACAACCAGAUCAGCGCCAUCUCCGCCAGGGCGUUCGCCGGCCUGAGGAACCUCUUGAGGCUGCACCUGAACUCCAACAAGCUGAAGGUGAUUGACAGCCGCUGGUUCGACGCGACGCCCAACCUGGAGAUCCUCAUGAUCGGGGAGAACCCCGUGAUCGGGAUCCUGGACAUGAACUUCAAGCCCCUGUCCAACCUGAGAAGCCUGGUUUUGGCAGGAAUGUACCUCACCGAGGUCCCCGGCAACGCCCUGGUGGGCUUGGACAGCCUCGAGAGCCUGUCUUUUUACGACAACAGACUGGUCAAGGUGCCCCAGCUGGCGCUGCAGAAGGUCCCCAACUUGAAGUUCUUGGACCUGAACAAAAACCCUAUCCACAGAAUCCGGGAAGGGGACUUCAAGGACAUGCUGCGGCUGAAGGAGCUGGGCCUCAACAACAUGGGCGAGCUGGUGUCCGUGGACCGGUACGCGCUCGACAACCUGCCCGAGCUCACCAAGCUGGAGGCCACCAACAACCCCAAGCUGUCCUACAUCCACCGCCUGGCGUUCCGCGGCGUGCCCGCCCUGGAGAGCCUGAUGCUCAACAACAACGCCCUGAACGCCGUCUACCGGAAGACGGUGGAGUCCCUGCCCAACCUGCGGGAGAUCAGCAUCCACAGCAACCCGCUGCGCUGCGACUGCGUCAUCCGCUGGGUCGGCUCCAACGGGACGGGCAUCCGCUUCAUGGAGCCCCUGUCCAUGUUCUGCGCCACGCCGCCCGAGGUCAGGGGCCGGCAGGUGAGGGAGGCCCUCGCGCGGGACUCCGGGGAGCAGUGCCCGCCCGUGAUCGCGCACGACGCGCUGCCCGGCUACGUGAACGCGGAGGCCGGCACCGCGGUCCUGCUGGACUGCCGGGCCGUGGCCGAGCCGGAGCCCGACAUCUACUGGGUCGGCCCCCUGGGAAGCAAGAUAACCGUGGAGACGCCCUCAGACAGAUACACGCUGAGCAGCGAAGGCACCUUGGAGAUAGCGGACGUACGGACGGAAGAUUCGGGAAGAUACACCUGUGUCGCCCAGAACGCCGAAGGCGCAGACACCCGCGUGGUGACCGUUAAGGUCAACGGCACCCUCCCGGAGGGCACCCAGGUGCUGAAAAUAUACGUCAAGCAGACGGAGUCCCACUCCAUCUUAGUGUCCUGGAAGGUCGACCCCAACGUCAUGACGUCCAACCUGAAGUGGUCGUCGGCCACCAUGAAGAUCGACAACCCGCACAUCACCUACACGGCCCGGGUCCCCGUGGAUGUGCACGAGUACAACCUGACGCACCUGCAGCCUUCCACGGACUACGAGGUGUGCCUCACCGUGUCCAGCGUCCACCAGCAGACCCAGAAGUCGUGCGUGAACGUCACGACCAAGGACGCCGCCUUCGCCCUGGCCAUUUCCGAUCAGGACGCCAGCACCGCGCUGGCGGCCGCGAUGGGGUGCCUGUUCGCCGUGGUCAGCCUGGCGUCCGUGGCCGCGUACGUGGCCAAGCGGCUGAAGAGGAAAAACUACCACCACUCCCUGAAGAAGUACAUGCAGAAGACCUCCUCCAUCCCGCUGAACGAGCUGUACCCGCCGCUCAUCAACCUCUGGGACGGCGACAGCGAGAAGGACAAGGAGGGCUCCGCAGAGACCAAGCCCACCCAGGUGGACACCUCCAGGAGCUACUACAUGUGGUGACUCGGCGGACGCUUCGCUUCUGGUCGUAAGGAGCACAAAGACGUUUUUGCUUUAUGCUGCAAAAGU